GAAGACCCGUCCCUGGAGAGACACUUCAAAGGUCACAGAGAUGCUAUCACUAGUGUGGACUUCAGUCCCAAUAAGAAACAACUGGCAAGUGGCUCGAUGGACUCGUGCCUGAUGAUCUGGAGUAUGAGACCUCAGAUGAGAGCCUAUCGCUUUGUGGGCCACAAAGAUGCGGUCAUGUGUGUUCACUUUGCACCUUCCGGUCACCUGGUGGCUUCAGGCUCCAGAGACAAAACAGUCCGUUUAUGGAUUCCUAGUGUCAAAGGAGAAUCUACUGUGUUCAAGGCUCACACGGGAACUGUAAGAAGCGUUCACUUCUCCAGCGAUGGCCAGUCCUUAGUUACAGCUUCUGAUGACAAAACAGUCAAGGUGUGGACAGUUCACAGGCAGAAGUUUCUAUUCUCACUUAGUCAACACAUAAACUGGGUUCGCUGUGCCAGGUUCUCUCCUGACGGGCGAUUAAUAGUGUCAGCCAGUGAUGAUAAAACUGUCAAGCUGUGGGACAAAACCAGCAGAGAGUGCAUACACUCCUUCUGUGAGCAUGGGGGGUUUGUGAAUCACGUGGAUUUCCAUCCCAGCGGUACGUGCAUUGCUGCGGCUGGCACAGACAGCACGGUGAAGGUGUGGGACGUUAGGAUGAACAGACUUCUCCAACAUUAUCAAGUGCACAGUGCUGUGGUAAACAGUCUUUCCUUUCACCCCUCUGGAAACUAUCUGGUUACUGCUUCCAAUGAUUCAACUCUUAAAAUUCUGGACUUGCUAGAAGGAAGACUUCUGUAUACUCUUCAUGGUCACCAGGGCCCAGCCACCUGUGUAGCUUUCUCAAGAACUGGAGACUUUUUUGCCUCUGGAGGUUCUGAUGAGCAGGUGAUGGUGUGGAAGACGAACUUUGAUGCAGCAGAUUAUGGUGAUGUACUGAAAACACAGAAGUCUGGCACUAGUGUGGAUGGGACCCAUCGCAGCCUGCAGUCAGAAAUGAAUUGUGGUGCUCAUCUUAAGAAAACAAAACCUCAGGAUUCUGGUGGGAACCACGGGCAGCAAGAGGAGGAGAUCAGUCUUGCAAAUACCUUGGAACAUAUUAUGGGACAGCUGGAUGUUCUGACUCAGACGGUGUCCAUCCUGGAGCAGAGGCUGACGCUCACUGAAGACAAGCUGAAGGAAUGUCUGGAGAAUCAGCAGAAAAUCAUUCAGAACAAAACCAGCUGA
This is a messenger RNA of Eurypyga helias (sunbittern), 1203 nucleotides long. RefSeq names its product POC1 centriolar protein A (gene POC1A). The annotation marks the transcript as partial. Lineage: Eukaryota; Metazoa; Chordata; Aves; Eurypygiformes; Eurypygidae. Gene Ontology annotation, biological process: cilium assembly. The record is from RefSeq and is a predicted model, not a curated record. Gene Ontology annotation, molecular function: protein binding. The transcript is spliced from 10 exons. Gene Ontology annotation, cellular component: centriole; ciliary basal body.